AGGGAAAAAGUUGAAUUACCUUUCUCACUCAGUUGAAGAAAGUGAGGAAGGGAAAUCCUGAUCACAGAUCUUCUAUAGUACAACUAGUUGCAUCAUUAUGUGUCUGCAAGUCCAAUUUAUGCCGGACAAUAAUCAGCUCAAGCCCUCGUCCAACCAGUGCAUCACUUUCUUGAAAUCUUCAACUUUUUCGGGACCAGGACAGCCACCUCAUGCCUCUCUUGCAAGUCUGUGCAGACCACCAGCAGAAGCGAAGAGGCGCUCGUGGAAGAUACAAGAAAGGCAGGGCUGCCUGAGAUUAUGCAACCGCUGGCAGAGAGAAGGGAAUCGUUGCCUUGAGAGCAAAAGGAGACACUUGGAACAUAACAAUGCCUUUCUCCGUUGCUGCAUUUAUCCUGCCUCCGCACAGGCUGUAAACUGAGACCAGUAUUGUACUAAAAUGCCAGGGCAUUUGAUAGCUCUCCGCACAGCCAGCUGCUGUAUUCACAGCCCUUCUGUAAGCUUUUUUGUCUUGAGCAGAACAGGCAAAAGACCUGAGCUUGAGAUCUGUCAGGACAAACCAGCAGCAGCUCCAAGGAGUGUCAGAAACUCUUUUGGCCUUUUUUCUUUCUUUUCUUUUCUUUUUUUAAAGUCAGCAUGCUGGAGAAUCCAGUUCAGCAGAGCUGCCCAGAAUCACUGCCAGAUUACUUUCCUCUUCUCAUGAGCCAAGAAGCAGUACAUGAAAGAAACAAUCAUGUAAGCACCAUAUAACAUGUUUCAUGUGUGUGUGUGUUUUUAAACUGGCAACACGAUUGCUCUUACAAACUGAAGAAGGGGGGGAGAAAAAACCUUUAAAAAAGAAUUUUUUAAAAAGUCUGGGCUAAAAGACAAGGUGCUAAUCUGUAUGCCAUUAUGCAAUAUGGUGAUUAUCUAAUGACAGCAGGGCUGUUCAAUAGAGCCCUCGUUGUUUGGAGGAGAAAAGAAGAAAAUCAGGACUGAACCUUCCAAAAGGGGAAGGUUCAGAUGUUGUCUGAAGAUGGAAAGUUUCCAAACUCCACAGGAACAGGUGUGGGGGGGGGAGAGAGAGAGUGCAGAAGGACUGGCCAGUUCCUUGGCUCCACCCACACUUUGGUACACUAUUGUCUUGCUGCACCUGGAUAUAUAUAUGUAGGUAUGUAGGUAUGACCCUGUGUUUUACACCAGUCCCUUAGCAUCCUAGGCAGAGGUGAAACCUUUCCACCUUCAGUCCCCUUGUUCCUGCUCCAGCCCCACCAUGAAGAAAGAAGUCUGCACCAUCGCUUUUCUCCGAGCCGUCUUUACUGAGUUCUUAGCCACUGCGCUGUUUGUCUUCUUCGGCUUGGGCUCAGCCUUGAAGUGGCCUUCCGCUUUGCCGAGCAUCCUCCAGAUUGCCAUGGCUUUUGGUUUGGCCAUCGGUACCAUGGUCCAGACCUUCGGUCACAUCAGUGGUGGUCAUAUGAACCCAGCCGUGACCAUCGCCUUCUUCGUAGGGAACCAGAUUUCUUUCCUCCGGACUCUGUUCUACGUUGUGGCCCAGCUGGUGGGGGCCAUUGCCGGUGCAGGCGUCCUUUACGGAGUGACUCCCAUCAAUGCCCGUGGCAACCUGGCUGUCAACGGGCUCAGCAACAACACAACCGCUGGCCAGGCUGUGGUGGUGGAAAUGAUCCUAACGUUUCAGCUGGUGAUGUGCAUUUUCGCCUCGACGGACAGCCGCCGAAAUGACCACGUGGGCUCCCCAGCUCUCUCCAUUGGGCUGUCUGUCACCCUGGGUCACCUGGUUGGGAUCUAUUUCACUGGCUGCUCUAUGAAUCCUGCCCGAUCUUUUGGCCCUGCUGUGAUCAUGAAAAGAUUCAGCUCUGCUCAUUGGGUCUUCUGGAUAGGGCCCAUCUGUGGAGGCAUCCUGGCCUCUCUGCUUUACAACUACCUCCUGUUGCCCCACUCAAUGAGUAUGUCUGAAAGGGUGGCCAUUGUGAAAGGCACCUAUGAGUCGGAGGAAGAGUGGGAAGAGAAAGAGAAAAGUAUGGAGAUGACUUCCCCGUGACUGGAAGGCCCCAGCAGGAACCAGGAGGAAGAGGU
Molecule: messenger RNA, 2070 nt
Organism: Pogona vitticeps (central bearded dragon)
Lineage: Eukaryota; Metazoa; Chordata; Lepidosauria; Squamata; Agamidae
Gene: AQP5
Product: aquaporin 5
Biological process (GO): water transport; carbon dioxide transport; transmembrane transport
Cellular component (GO): apical plasma membrane; plasma membrane
Molecular function (GO): water channel activity
Source: RefSeq, a predicted model, not a curated record